This is a messenger RNA of Lolium rigidum, 1859 nucleotides long. Its product is annotated as fe-S cluster assembly factor HCF101, chloroplastic-like. Bases 91 to 1701 code for a protein of 536 amino acids. Lineage: Eukaryota; Viridiplantae; Streptophyta; Magnoliopsida; Poales; Poaceae. Gene Ontology annotation, biological process: iron-sulfur cluster assembly. Gene Ontology annotation, cellular component: chloroplast stroma. The transcript has 15 exons. Gene Ontology annotation, molecular function: 4 iron, 4 sulfur cluster binding; ATP binding; ATP-dependent FeS chaperone activity. The record is from RefSeq and is a predicted model, not a curated record.
CAACCAGCGGCCGAAAAACGGCCACUCGCUUCCUCCUCCGCCCUCAUCAUCCAUCCCCUUCACACUCCCUCGCCGGCGGAGACGGCGGCAAUGCGGACCAUCCACGCCACACCCGCCUCCUUCAUGGUGCCGCCCGCUCCCCAUAUCGUCUCCUCGGCUCCAACCCCAAGAGUACACACAGGUGCUCUGCCAGCGAAGGCUUCUCCUGCCGCGGCGGCGACUAUCCAGUCUCAUGCCCGGUUCCCCUUGCCGCUGCGCAUGGACCGGCGCCGGCGGUCAUCAAGAGCUGCGUCGUCUAGCGCUGAUGCAACCGUGGCAUCAGUGGAGGAUGCCAAGAGAGACGUGCUCAUAGCGCUCUCCCAGAUUAUCGAUCCUGAUUUCGGCACGGACAUCGUGUCAUGUGGGUUUAUCAAGGAUUUGGAGAUCAGCGAUGCCUUAGAGGAGGUCUCAUUUCGUGUGGAGCUGACGACUCCGGCAUGCCCAGUCAAGGACAUGUUUGAAGAAAAAGCAAAUGAGGUUGUUGUUGCACUUCCAUGGGUUAAGAAGGUCAAUGUUACAAUGUCUGCACAACCCGCGCAACCGAUAUAUGCAGGGGAACUCCCGGAAGGACUACAGAAAAUUUCGAACAUCAUAGCAGUUUCAAGCUGCAAGGGCGGAGUUGGAAAGUCUACAGUCGCUGUAAAUCUCGCUUAUACCUUAGCUGGUAUGGGAGCAAGAGUUGGAAUUUUCGAUGCUGAUGUCUUUGGUCCAAGCCUGCCAACUAUGGUUUCUCCAGAGAUCCGCCUGCUAGUGGUGAACCCAGAAAACAAAAGUAUUCUUCCGACUGAGUAUUUGGGCGUCAAAUUGGUGUCGUUUGGCUUUGCUGGACAAGGAAGAGCGAUCAUGCGAGGUCCAAUGGUUUCAGGAGUCAUUAAUCAGUUGCUUACCACGACUGACUGGGGUGAACUUGACUACCUUGUCAUUGACAUGCCUCCUGGAACAGGGGAUAUACACUUAACACUCUGUCAGGUAGCUCCGUUGACUGCAGCUGUGAUUGUUACCACCCCUCAGAAGCUGGCUUUCAUUGAUGUUGCAAAGGGUGUUAGGAUGUUUUCUAAGCUGAAGGUUCCAUGUGUUGCGGUUGUUGAGAACAUGUGUUACUUUGAUGCUGACGAAAAGCGCUAUUAUCCAUUUGGGCAAGGUUCUGGUGCUCAGGUCGUGCAGCAGUUUGGAAUACCUAACCUCUUUGAGUUGCCAAUAAGGCCAACCCUUUCAGCUUCUGGAGAUAGUGGAAUACCUGAUGUAGUGGCUGAUCCCCAAGGGGAUGUUGCCAAGACAUUUCAGAAUCUUGGAGUAUGUGUUGUUCAACAAUGUGCUAAAAUUAGACAACAAGUUUCAACAGCAGUGUCCUAUGAUAGAUCAGUUAGAGCAAUCAGAGUGAAAGUACCAGAUUCGGAUGAAGAGUUCUUGUUGCACCCAGCAACAGUCAGACGGAACGACCGAUCUGCUCAAAGUGUGGAUGAAUGGACCGGAGAACAGAAAGUACAGUAUGGUGAUAUACCUGAAGACAUCGAGCCUGAAGAGAUACGGCCGAUGGGCAACUAUGCUGUUUCGAUAACUUGGCCUGAUGGAUUUAGUCAGAUAGCGCCCUAUGAUCAGUUGGAUAUGCUUGAGCGGUUAGUGGAUGUUCCUCGUCCAGCGACACCUGCAGUGGUCUCUUAAUGAUAGAGUAGAGAUAAUGUUCAGCCAGGAAAGAACAAGAAACAAGAACUUCUGAUACAAUAGGCUCAAGAGAUCCUAGGCAUACAGCGAAUUUUGUGUGAUUAUUUGUGAUAAUGUAGAAAUAAAAAUUCGAAUAAAGAUAUUCGUCUUUGUGCUUU